Molecule: messenger RNA, 1547 nt
Organism: Panonychus citri (citrus red mite)
Lineage: Eukaryota; Metazoa; Arthropoda; Arachnida; Trombidiformes; Tetranychidae
Product: probable mitochondrial glutathione transporter SLC25A40
Exons: 5
Coding region: 291-1367 (358 amino acids)
Biological process (GO): mitochondrial transmembrane transport
Source: RefSeq, a predicted model, not a curated record
UAAAUGUCGAUCCUUUAAAUUUUCAAGGUUUUGUUAUUCUAAUCAACUUUGUAGUAUUUAUUAAUAAUAUGUCAUUAAUAUAUUGCUAAUUAACUUAGUAAAGAAAGAAGAUUAUGAUUUGUGAGAAGAAUCAAACCGAUUAUAAACUAAUGGUGUUAACUCAAGUCUUCCAAUGUAAAAAUUAUCAAUCAUUAGCGAAUUUACCAAGCACGUGCUAACCCUUGUAACAGUUUGUUGUUUGUGCGUAGUAACGUUCAAGGCCUUUCAUUGAUUGAGAAACAUAAAUCAUAAUGAUGGGCUCGUCUGAUGGACUAAAUUUCAAUAUUACUCCUGGUCAGCAAAUGGCUUCAUCCUGUACCGGUGCCAUUAUCACUUCUUUGAUUGUUACACCAUUGGAUGUGGUUAAAAUUCGUAUUCAAGCUCGAGAGAAAGAAUUUAUUCGCAAUAAAUGUUUCCUUUACUGUAAUGGUUUAAUGGAUCAUAUUUGUACCUGUAAUGGAAAUGGAAAUUCUGAAGCUGCUUCAGUUCAAAUGACUCAAUCCGAAAGAGUUAAAUGGUUCAAACGUGGAGCUCCAUUCACAGGAACACUGGAUGGUAUUGUUCAUAUUGCCAGAAAUGAAGGGAUCACUAGUUUAUGGAGUGGAUUACCACCAACAUUAGUUAUGGCUAUUCCAUCAACUGUUAUAUAUUUCACUGUAUAUGAUCAACUUCGAGCUCGAAUUAACCUCCACCGUGGCAGAUUACCUCAAGAUCAACCACUUUGGGUUCCUAUGACUGCUGGCGGUUGUGCUCGUGUUAUCGCCGCUGUAACUAUUAGUCCAUUGGAAUUGAUAAGAACUAAAAUGCAAUCGGAGAAAUUGAGUUAUUUUGAUAUUGGAAGAGCAGUACGAUCAUUAAUCCAACAAGAAGGAAUUUUAGCACUUUAUCGUGGUCUUGUUCCAACAAUACUUCGUGAUGUACCUUUCUCCGCUCUUUACUGGGCCGGUUACGAAGGAUUAAAAAGAAAGUUAAACUGUACAGUUCAACCAACAUUCUUUCAAAGUUUCAUUUGUGGUGGAAUCGCCGGUUCGGUGGCAGCCAUAAUAACAUUACCUUUCGAUGUAGUCAAAACACAUCGACAAAUUGAGAUUGGACAAAACCUAAUUGUUGGUAAAAGUAAUCAUACAAGGACAACACCUAAAUCAACUGUUUCCAUAAUCAAACAUUUAUAUUCUCAAAGAGGAUUGAAAGGUCUAUUCGCAGGCUUAUCACCAAGAUUAAUUAAAGUGGCUCCCGCUUGUGCUAUAAUGAUUAGCACUUAUGAAUGGGGUAAAUCAUUUUUUAGACAUUAUAACGAGACGAGGCAUAAAAAUGUCCAUCAAUAUUAGAACCUCUAGUUGUUUAAUUGAUUUAUAGCUCCAUCUUUUCUGGUGGAAAAACUAUAAAUAGUUUCUGAUUAGAAAAAUCAGAAAACACAUAAAAAACCCUUAGUUGUUUGUAAAUAUUUUGUUGAUUUGUGAUAUUUACUUCAAUUAAAUCAAACCUAAUUACUUUUACUUGAAAAGAAA